UCAUUUGCCCUAAACAUCGCAAGAACAGGACCUCCGACUCACGUUCAUCUUCCUCAGGUGCGACUCCAUUUUAUCGUUUUUUCUGAACACUUUUUGUGCCAUUGAACAUGAUUUUGUGCGAUUUCUUCAAUCUUUCUUUCUCGUUUUCUUCAAGCUUUCUUUCUACCGAAUGAGGUUCAAUUUGUGUGUAUUUCUGUUAAAAACAGAUGUGCGGCUGUGUGUAUAUUUGUGUGUAUUCGAACUCAGCUCCACAUGAUAAAUGCUUGAUGAAAACAGAGUUGCUACAUAUUUUGUGUUAAAAACAGAUGUUUGUAUAUUUCUGUGUAAUCGAAAUCAGCCCCUUAUGUGUGUAUGGGUGUAUGUUUAUUUCUUGAUCUUGCUCUACAAGUAAAUAUGUAACAUUUUUAUCAUUCCUUUAUUCCUUAGACAUCGAAGAAAAGAAAAGUUGAGCUAGUUUAACAUAAACUGGUAUUAGUUUUGGAGAAGAAAGAUCGACUAAAGAUAUAAUUGAGAAAGAUGCGAUUACUUACUCAUGCAAUUUCCCAACUCUCUACAAAUUCAAGAGCCACACAGUUAAAAAGCAUCACAAAUUCAUUAGCUUAUACUUUCAGUUUAAGCAAUCGUUUUCUUUCAACUAAUAAAGGAAACGAAGGUGAUAUUGAUUGGGGCUCUGCAUCAACUUGGUCAAGCGGGCUCACUAAAGAGCAUUUUGAUGGGGAGGUUAUAGGACACAAAGUAGGCGGCAAUGAUGGCGGUGGUGGUGGUGGUGGAGGAGGAGGGGUAUUAAGGUCAUCUCAACUUGUACCUAGAAGUUGGAAUAAUGAUGAUGAUGAUGAAAUGGAAAAGCUAAGGAAAAUGGCAGCUGAAGCUUCUAGAAAAGAUGGUGAGUUUGCAAGUAAAUGGAAGGAAAGGAUGCGUGAAACAAGUUUGUUAAUGAAACAGGUGAUUGAGCCAGGGGCAAGAGGGUCAUAUUUGAAAGAUUCAGAAAAGGCUGAAAUGUAUCGGUUUCAUAAGGAGAAUCCAGAAGUUUACACUGUUGAGAAAUUAGCAAAAGAUUACAGAAUCAUGAGACAAAGGGUUCAUGCUAUUUUAUGGUUGAAGGAAGAUGAAGAGAAAAUGGAGAAAAAACUUGGACACCCUCUCGAUGAUUCUGUUGAACAGUUGCUUGAUAAUUUCCCUGAAUUCUUCGAUUGGCAUGAUAGGGAAUUCCAUGUUGCGACUUUACCAUAUAAGCCGGAUUUUAAAGUGAUGCCAGAAGGUUGGGAUGGAAGCAUUAAGGAUCCAGAUGAGGUGUUGUAUGAGAUUUCAAUGAAAGAAGAUGAAAUUUUAUAUCAAGAAUUUUCUUGAGAAAUUCAACUUUAACAAGAUGAAAAUUGAGGGGAAAGUGAAAGUGCACAAGUACAGUAGGAGGCGUCCAACAGAGGGAUGGGAUAUUACAGUUGAGAAGAUGGGGCCACGUGGCAAACGGGGGGAUGGGGGUGGUUGGAAGUUCAAGAGCUUGGCUGAUGGGUCCACCAGACCACUUAAUGAUUAUGAGAAAAUGUUUGUAAAACGAGAGAAACCUCGCAGGAGACGGAAGAUUCUACACCCAAAAUAAAUUCAAUUCUCACAUAUUUAGGAUUUUUGUUUGUGUUAAAUGUAGUGCAAACAUCUGUCUUUUUUGUUUCUUUGUUACUACCUAUAUAAAUGUAAUAUGCUUUGGCCAAAACAUUUCAUAGAUUUUCGAAAUGGAACCUGUUAGGCCAAAUUUAUAUAAAUGGUUCCUGAUUUAAUAGGAAAU
Molecule: messenger RNA, 1780 nt
Organism: Lactuca virosa
Lineage: Eukaryota; Viridiplantae; Streptophyta; Magnoliopsida; Asterales; Asteraceae
Source: the annotation of a GenBank genome assembly